Messenger RNA from Closterium sp. Naga37s-1, 819 nucleotides. The record is from the annotation of a GenBank genome assembly. NCBI's taxonomy places the organism in Eukaryota, Viridiplantae, Streptophyta, Zygnematophyceae, Desmidiales, Closteriaceae.
AUGGACUGGGGGAUGAGGAGUGGAGGUGGGGGGGUGGCCGCAACGUCCCCUCUUACUAACCCCCACAUCCCCAACCCCAAUCAACCAACCCCCUGUAACCUCACCCCCCAUUUCAACCGCCCCCUGGAACCGCACUCCCUCCCUCCUUUUCUUCCUCCAGACCCCUCCCCACCCACGAUGGUCCCUGUCCAGUUCUUCACAGGUGGGGCUGCUGGUCACAGGUGCCUGGUGCUGGCGGCUGGCGCUGGUGCUGGUGCCUGGUGCUGGCGUCUGGCGCUGGUGCCUGGUGCUGGCGGCUGGCGCUGGUGCUGGUGCCUGGUGCUGGCGGCUGGCGCUAGUGCUGGUGCCUGGUGCUGGCGGCUGGCGCUGGCGCUGGUGCCUGGUGCUGGCGGCUGGCGCUGGUGCUGGUGCCUGGUGCCUGGUGCUGGCGGCUGGCGCUGGUGCUGGUGCCUGGUGCUGGCGGCUGGCGCUGGUGCUGGUGCCUGCUGCUGGCGGCUGGCGCUGGUGCUGGUGCCUGGUGCUGGCGGCUGGCGCUGGUGCCUGACGGCUGGUGCUGGUCCUGGUGGCUGGUGCUGGCGUAACGGCGCUGGUGCUGGUGACUGGCUUCGGUGCUGGUGCUGGUUCCUGGUGCUGGUGGCUGGCGCUGGUGCUGGUGCCUGGUGCUGUUCCGCCGCCACUCCCUUCCCCCUUUUCCUCUCUCCCCCACAGCAUUCCGCCGCCACUCCCUUCCCCCUUUCCCUCUCCCACCCGCAGCGUUCCGCCGCCAAUCCCUUCCCCUCCUCCCUCUCCCACCCACAGCGACCGCCGCUGCACACGUGA